CGGAAAUUUUAACUGCAAGCAUUCUUUCACAACUAAACAUAUUUAGUUAUUCACAUCAUCGCUUAUCCUGUUUUAUGUUAUUGUUUGCCGUUAUAUUUCCAAAAGCAGUCUUAUUCAAGUACACAGACGACCUUGAGCUGCAACGAAGUCCCUACUUAUAGGACGACCUAUGAUAAUUCAUUUAAAUCCCACUGGUCAGUAGUUUUAGCAUAAAGAAUCAGUCAUUGUACAUGAAUCAUUGUUAUUCUCAUGAAACUUCAACACCAGCUAAAAGGAUUUUUGAAAUCACGUCUGCUUUUUCAGGAGUGUUAUAAACCAAUUAUUGGGCGAAUCACCAGUGUAGUAAUUUAGAAUUAUUAUAAACCGCGUAAGUUAGAUAUCAAUGAUGGUUAUUGUAUUGCAGAAGCAAUUUAAUAUCUACUUUCUUGUUAAUUCGCCAGUGUCACGCAGCUAUGUCAGGUAUCAUAUUUAUUCAACAAUUACUCAUAGUUUAUCAGAUUCAGAUUCAACUUUACCAGCCACAGACGACUUUGGGUCAAGGUUCUUAGAAUUUGAUGAAUACUCUUUCGAGCAGACUGAUAAUACAGAAAAGCAGAAAGCGUGUUCUCACUAG
Messenger RNA from Schistosoma margrebowiei, 613 nucleotides. NCBI's taxonomy places the organism in Eukaryota, Metazoa, Platyhelminthes, Trematoda, Strigeidida, Schistosomatidae. The record is from the annotation of a GenBank genome assembly.